AUGUCCCAGAAACUCCCCUUUAAAGUUGCCGACAUCAGCCAAGCGGAGUGGGGGCGCAAGGCCAUCGCCAUCGCCGAAAAUGAGAUGCCGGGCCUGAUGAAGAUGAGGGAGCUGUACGGUGCCUCCAAGCCGCUGGCUGGCGCGCGGAUCGCCGGGUGCCUGCACAUGACGCUGCAGACCGCUGUCCUGAUCGAGACGCUCACCGAGCUCGGGGCCGAGGUCCAGUGGUCCAGUUGUAACAUCUUCUCCACUCAGGACCACGCGGCUGCCGCCAUUGCCAAAUCUGGUGUACCAGUGUACGCGUGGAAGGGCGAGACGGACGAAGAGUACAUGUGGUGCAUCGAGCAGACCAUCUACUUCAAAGACAACCAACCCCUCAACAUGAUCCUGGACGAUGGCGGCGACCUCACCAACUUGGUCCACACCAAGUACCCCAAGCUGCUCCAAGGCAUUCGUGGCCUGUCUGAAGAGACAACCACGGGCGUCCACAACCUCUACAAGAUGAUGAAGAAGGGUGAGCUGAAGGUGCCCGCCAUCAACGUUAAUGACUCCGUCACCAAGAGCAAGUUUGACAACUUGUACGGCUGUCGCGAGAGCUUGAUCGAUGGCAUCAAGCGUGCCACAGAUGUGAUGAUCGCCGGCAAGGUGGCGGUGGUAGCUGGCUACGGCGACGUGGGCAAAGGCUGCGUGCAGGCCCUGCGUGCGUUCGGCGCCCGCGUUAUCGUCACAGAGAUCGACCCCAUCAAUGCCCUGCAGGCCGCCAUGGAGGGCUAUGAGGUGACCACCAUGGAUGAAGCCUGCCUGGAAGGCAACAUUUUUGUCACCACCACCGGCUGCGAGGACAUUAUUCAGGGACACCACUUCAGCAGCAUGAAGGAUGACGCCAUCGUGUGCAAUAUCGGGCAUUUCGACUGCGAGAUCGACAUGAGCUGGCUGAACGAAAAUGCCGUGGAGAAGAUCAACAUCAAGCCGCAGGUGGACCGCUACCGGAUGAAGAGCGGGCGCCACAUCAUCGUGCUGGCUGAGGGCAGGCUGGUCAAUCUGGGCUGCGCCAUGGGACACCCCUCCUUUGUCAUGAGCAACUCCUUCACCAAUCAGGUUCUUGCUCAGAUCGAAUUGUGGACCAACACCGCCAAAUACCCCGUGGGGGUCUACUUCCUCCCCAAAAAGUUGGACGAGCAGGUAGCAGCGGCCCACUUAGACAAACUGGGCGUGAAGCUGACCAAGCUGACGGACAAACAGGCUAAAUAUUUGGGCCUUCCCGUGGAAGGCCCCUUCAAGCCCGACCACUACCGCUACUGA
Messenger RNA from Nerophis lumbriciformis (worm pipefish), 1302 nucleotides. Lineage: Eukaryota; Metazoa; Chordata; Actinopteri; Syngnathiformes; Syngnathidae. The record is from RefSeq and is a predicted model, not a curated record.